AUGGGGUCUACCCUCUGGGCGUCAAUAACUCUCGUUACAACACUUCCCCCGGCCGCCAGUGCUUCAAGAUCGACGGGUGCGCAUAAACCGUGGCCAGACACAGCGAGAAGCCCGCCGCUUUCUCCCACCGCCAGACAAUUCGUAGCUCCACAGGAAGAAGUGCCGGUCGAAAAGCGACUUGCCAUCUGUGAUGAAGCUGUGACACAGCCUCUUCACCUUCCUCCAGAUGUCCUGCGGCGGGGCGUAGAUCUGCGCCUGGAAAAGCAGUAUCGGCACCGCAUAGCACAGCCGUUCAGCCGCACCGCUCACUGCCCAACUGAAAGUGUCCUGAACAGCUUUCCCGGAGGGGAGGCCCCUGAUCGCCUCCUUCACCUCCUGUUCCGUCCAUGUUGCGCUGAGUCUAUCCCGGUCCGGCUCAUUCAGCUUACGCCCGUCCUCAAUAGGCCACGGCUCCGUGGGCUCCGGCUGCGGCCCGACAAGAAACCCGACGGGGACUCUCCUGCCAGCUCCAGCAUCAGCCCCGACAUGAUCUGCAACCGCUCCCUAUUGCUCCAUCACCCUCCACCGUUCACUAUCAGCCGCGACAAGCCUUGGGUCUGCUGCUCCGACCGCAUAUUCAUCACCGCCGAAACUAACCGCCUGCCGCCGCGAACCAAUGAUCUGUCAGACCAUCUCGAGAAGAAUGUAAACUCCUUCCGGAUUGGGUGGAGGCUGCGGAAAGCAUCUUGCAGGUCCCAUCGCGAGCAAAUCUGCAGGAGCCUCCGAUUCUCCGCCGUCGUGCCAAGCUUCGAGGACUUGUCUAACUCAGGGUCCGCCACAAUAUUAAGGAAACCCAACACCGCGACACCUCCGGCCCUCUGCGACGGCGGCACCACUGCCCGAGCCUCGGGCCUGACUUUUGUCGAGAAAUUGUGGUCAGCCGGAAUCCAGGUGUCGACGCAAUAUGGGCGGCAGCUUGCUCGAACCGGGUCCCUUGCGCCUUCUCGCACAUCGGCUGAACACACACCCAUUCCUCUCGCGCAACGCCGGUGGACGUCCAGAAGGUCCUCAAACGGACCGUCAACAUUCAGCACCUCAGAUCCUGAAGCAAGCUUCCUUCGACCAGCAGUGACCAUCACAGGUGGGUCAGGUACGUUAGCACCGUCGUUGUUGGUCUCGUUGUCAGCGGUCUUCUUGCUGCCAUUGUUGCGCUUUCCUUUCACCAUCGUGCGAGGAUGA
Molecule: messenger RNA, 1218 nt
Organism: Closterium sp. Yama58-4
Lineage: Eukaryota; Viridiplantae; Streptophyta; Zygnematophyceae; Desmidiales; Closteriaceae
Source: the annotation of a GenBank genome assembly